Molecule: messenger RNA, 3024 nt
Organism: Pocillopora damicornis (cauliflower coral)
Lineage: Eukaryota; Metazoa; Cnidaria; Anthozoa; Scleractinia; Pocilloporidae
Product: solute carrier family 49 member 4 homolog
Biological process (GO): transmembrane transport
Cellular component (GO): intracellular membrane-bounded organelle; membrane
Molecular function (GO): transmembrane transporter activity
Source: RefSeq, a predicted model, not a curated record
UCAUCUCGGUUUCUUCCGCACAGUAUUGUACUUUACAGAAAUGGAGGAAUCGAACGAGAGAACCACUCUUCUGGAAAACGGCGAUUGUCUCACUUCGUCAUCAACGUCUUCAAUAACCGAAAUAAGAUUUAAAGUUUAUAAGCGGAGGUGGUAUGUGUUAUUCGUUUUUACAGCAAAUGCGUACGUCUAUAACAUGGCAUGGAAUACCUGGGCGCCUAUUCAAGAACCGACCAAACUUGCUUUUGGCUGGACAGACUUUGAUAUCCUUUUGCUCUCCUCCUGGGCUGCAAUUUCACUCAUAGUGACUUCGGUACCACUAACGUGGUUAAUGGAUUCUAAAGGUCUGAGAGUGUCUGUGUUAUUAACAGCCUUUUUGUCAGUGCUUGGGAAGGUCUUUCAUGUUAUACCAUUUCAUGACAAGGAAGUGAGGACAAUUGUCAUCAAUAUAGGUCAGUUCCUUAUCAUGGCUGGAGGGCCAGUAUCCAUUGGUGGACCCCCCCUGGUGUCUGCAACCUGGUUUCCUCCUGGGGAACGCACCACAGCCACUGCAAUUGCUACAUUAGCUGGGUAUUUUGGUAUUGCUCAGUCUUUUGCCAUUGGACCUGCCAUGGUACCAAACCAGUUUGUGCCAAGCAAUGCAAGUAAUUCAUCUUCUUCUGAUUGCCCUGAAAGACUGACAAGAUUAGCAGAUUAUCAGUUGACAAAGUAUAUGUAUUUUGAACUUGGGCUAUGUGCGCUUGUUUUUUUCUGCGUCCUUCUCUAUUUUCCAGCAAGACCACCACUUCCUCCAAGUCUCACAUCUUCCACAUCUCAGAGACUUAGCACUAAGUCUUCAUUUCGAAACCUCACAAGAAAUCGGCCUUUCUGGCUGUUAGCAACACUAACUGGAUUAACAUUCGGAAUCUACUUUGGAUGGUUGUCGAUGCUGGACGUAUUCCUUGCAAAGUUUGGUGUGGAUGACAUUACCGCAGGAUGGCUGGGAUGUUCUGCUACCUUGGCAGGGGUGUUUUCUGGGAUUGCACUAGCCAGGUUUGCAGAUUACAUAAGACACAGAACCAAACAAAUACUGGCCGUGCUCUUAAUUUUAUCAACACUUUCCCAGCUGAUUUUCAGUUUGUCCUGUGCAGGAAUCUUGCCAUCCACAAAACCACUUCUAUACAGCUCAAUCAUUUUUGGUGGGUUUGUGUACAAUGGCACAUUGCCAUUGUAUUUUGAGCUUGCCAUGGAGUGCAUUUAUCCUGUUGGAGAAGGCAUUGCUGGAGGAAUUAUAAUUACUACUGGAAAUGUAGUUUUACUCUUGUUCUAUGUGGCUUUUAUGAUGCCACAGUCUGACGUACGUUGGAUGAACUGGGUAACAGUCUCUGGUCUUGGAGUUUGCUUUUUAGGGUUGUUGAGUUAUCGAGAAAGGUACAGUCGUCUUCAGUUAGACAUUCUAGAUAACAUUCCUUCACAAAGAAACCUAUCUGAAAGUGUAGGAUAAAAAGAACUGCAGAAUUAUUAUCGUUUUUCUUUUAAUGAUUCAUCAGUGUAUGAUAUAAUUACAGCACAACCAAUUACCCACAUUGCCCUGGUAAAUUUUAUUGUUUUGUUCAUUUUUUUAAGGCAAGAAAUUUGUCCCUGUUUAACCCCUUAGUUAAGACUGCAAUGAUCAAGAUGAAAAGCAAAUAAUUAAUACCUGUCUGAACAUAUGGGAUGAAAAAUGAAACAAUUUUUAAUUUAUGGCCAUAAACAUUUCAUAAUAUGAUAAGAAAUAAUCUUUUUUUUUUCUAAAGACACUACUAAUACCAGUAAAUCAAUAUAUAAAUGAAUAGACUGAAUUAAAGCUUCAGCAUAAAUAAAUAAAAAGCGAGAAAUUUGUAAAUUCCUAAUUCAAAAUUAACAAUUAUCUUUUAAAAGUUAAUAUUUUCUACCUCUAAAUUUAAUGGCAAUCAAGGAGAGACAACAGUCCCUAUACUUAACAUAUGAGAUGAAGAUGAAAAUUAAACAAUUUUGUUAUUUAUUUUUAUAAACUUACAUUGCAAUAUUUAAUGCAAAAUAGCAAAUUCCUUUCCUUUCAGAACUCCACCUUAUGGCCCCUUUUUUUGGGGACAGCAAAGUGGUCUCAUAAUUUCACCCAUUGAUAUGGUCAACGGCCACAUUCUAAAAUCAAAAACAGUAGAAUAUUUCAUAAUCCCCCCCCCCAAUUAUUAAGGUCACUAGCCCUAGAUUUGGAAAAUCAAAGUUCCUGUGAUGUGUCAAUUUCAUUGAUCUCCGUCAUUUACUAAUGGAACAGCCCAGUUACUAUAUGAAUUUGGUAAGCAAGAGUGCAACAUUCCUCCUAGUUUUCAUUUACAAACAUGUGAAAGGAAACAAAUCUUGAUGCAAACUUCUGCUCUGGAAAAACCAGAAGCAAGUAUGAAAUUUGGCCCUAGAAUAAUACAGACACCCUGUUAACCCUUUAACUCCCAGAUCAAAUUUGUUAUUCUGCUUACUGUAAACCAUACAAUUCUCAAAAUGUUAGUUCAGAGAAUUUAGUAUUGGAUCAACUAAUUAUCCCAAAUUGAUAUUUUUCCUUAUUCUCAUCAUUUAUCUGGUUGAUAUUGUAUUGAUGUUGUAAGGAGAAAUUCUGUCUUGGUCACUCAUGGGAGGUAAAGAGUGAAUACAGCCAAUUUGUUCUAGCCCGUUGGUGACUUCUUUAAUGGGGUUCCUGUGUACUAGUCAAUAAGUAGACUAAAACAUAGCCAUGCACAGCAUGCAAAAUUUUCUUGAACAACAUUCAUGUCUUAAUUUUUAAUUUAAAUGCUACUAAAAAAGAAUUAAUAAAUUAAGACAAAUCUGAAAAGAUGUGAUAAAAAAUGAAAAACAGUAUUUGUAUAUGUUUAAAAGAGUGAUAUGUUUGGCAGUUAUUAGAUCAAAUUACAGCCAAAGCAUGCCUUGCAUGACCUUAUCAAAUGGUUUUUGUACAGUAUUACAGUUACCAGAGGAUAAACAUUUAUUUCUUCUUACUUUUUUAAAUAAAGAUUGUUUUUAGCUUGUGUUUGGCCA